This is a messenger RNA of Pteropus alecto (black flying fox), 4053 nucleotides long. RefSeq names its product pescadillo ribosomal biogenesis factor 1 (gene PES1). Gene Ontology annotation, molecular function: RNA binding. The record is from RefSeq and is a predicted model, not a curated record. The transcript has 15 exons. Gene Ontology annotation, biological process: ribosome biogenesis; maturation of LSU-rRNA from tricistronic rRNA transcript (SSU-rRNA, 5.8S rRNA, LSU-rRNA). Gene Ontology annotation, cellular component: nucleolus; PeBoW complex. Bases 120 to 1880 code for a protein of 586 amino acids. Lineage: Eukaryota; Metazoa; Chordata; Mammalia; Chiroptera; Pteropodidae.
GUUGGGAAGCCCGUGCAGACGGGAGGCGUGGGGUCCUAGGGGACCUAGGCAGGGCACGUGUGAGAGGAAGUAGCGCUGUCAAUCCGCGCGGCGCUUGUAGUCCACUUCAGCGUGGUGCCAUGGGAGGCCUGGAGAAGAAGAAGUAUGAACGAGGUUCUGCCACCAACUACAUCACCCGAAACAAAGCCCGGAAGAAGCUGCAGCUGAGCCUGCCUGACUUCAGGCGGCUGUGUAUUCUGAAGGGCAUUUAUCCCCAUGAACCCAAACACAAGAAGAAGGUUAACAAGGGCUCCACCGCGGCCCGAACUUUUUACCUUAUCAAAGACAUCAAGUUCCUUCUCCAUGAACCCAUCGUCAACAAAUUCCGAGAAUACAAGGUGUUUGUCCGGAAGCUCCGAAAGGCCUAUGGGAAGAAUGAAUGGAACACCGUGGAGCGACUGAAGGACAACAAGCCCAACUACAAACUUGACCACAUCGUCAAGGAGCGGUACCCCACGUUCAUAGAUGCUCUGCGAGACCUGGACGACGCCCUGUCCAUGUGCUUCCUCUUCUCCACAUUCCCCCGGACCGGCAAGUGCCAUGUGCAGACCAUUCAGCUGUGCCGCCGGCUCACCGUGGAGUUCCUGCACUACAUCAUCGCCGCCCGGGCCCUGCGCAAGGUCUUCUUGUCCAUCAAAGGCAUUUACUACCAGGCUGAAGUGCUGGGGCAGCCCAUCGUGUGGAUCACGCCCUACACCUUCUCCCAUGAUCACCCAACAGAUGUGGACUACAGGGUCAUGGCCACCUUCACUGAAUUCUAUACCACUCUGCUGGGCUUCGUCAACUUUCGCCUCUACCAGUUACUCAACCUGCACUACCCGCCCAAGCUCGAGGGUCAGGCCCAUGCAGAGGCGAUAGCCCAUGAAGACAGCUACGCGUUAGACUCUGAGAGCUCUAUGGAGAAACUGGCGGCCCUCAGUGCCAGUCUGGCCCGAGUGGUGGUGCCUGCAGAGGAAGAGGUCGAGGUGGACGAGUUUCCUGCCGAUGGGGACAUGGCAGCACAGGAGGAGGGCCGCAGGAAGGAACUGGAGGCACAGGAGAAGCACAAGAAGCUCUUUGAAGGCCUGAAGUUCUUCCUGAACCGCGAAGUGCCACGUGAGGCCCUGGCUUUCAUUAUCAGGAGUUUUGGGGGAGACGUAUCGUGGGACAAGUCUCUGUGCAUCGGGGCCACCUACGACGUUACAGACUCCUGCAUCACUCACCAGAUUGUUGACCGGCCUGGGCAGCAGACCCCUGUCAUCGGCAGGUACUACGUGCAGCCCCAGUGGGUGUUUGACUCUGUGAACGCUCGGCUCCUCCUCCCUGUGGCAGACUACUUCCCUGGGGUGCAGCUGCCCCCACACCUCUCGCCCUUCGUGUCGGAGAAGGAAGGCGAUUACGUCCCUCCUGAGAAGCUGAAGCUGCUGGCCCUGCAGCGGGGAGAGCAUCCAGGGGAUUUGAAUGAAUCUGAAGAGGAGGAGGAGGGAGAGGAAGAUAAUGAUGGUGAUGAAGAAGGAGAAAAUGAAGAGGAGGAAGAAGAUGAUGUGGAGGCUGGUUCGGAAAAGGAAGAAGAAGCCCGGCUGACAGCCCUGGAGGAGCAGAGGAUAGAGGAAAAGAAACCCAGGGUGAUGGCAGGCACUGUAAAGCUGGAGGAUAAGCAGCGGCUGGCCCAGGAGGAGGAGAGUGAGGCCAAGCGCCUGGCCAUCAUGAUGAUGAAGAAGCGGGAGAAGUACCUCUACAACAAGAUCAUGUUUGGCAAGAGGCGCAAAAUCCGUGAGGCCAACAAACUGGCAGAGAAGCGGAAAGCCCACGAUGAGGCCAUAAGGUCUGAGAAGAAGGCCAAGAAGACAAGGCCAGUGUGAGUGGUGGCAGCCUCUUGAUGAGCGAGGCCAGCUCCUGGCAGUUGGACUUGGCACAAGCAGGCCAGAGGACCCAGGCUUGGUGGCAGACUGGAGUCCUAGAGUGUCUUCUGUUUUCAUCCUCCUCCUCCUCCCCCUGCCAGCCCUGGCUUCCUUUCAUGCUCUCUGGCUGGGCCCGUGGGCUGUCCUGGGCUCCCUUGGAUGGAACUCUGCUGGUGGCUGGGCAGAGAAGAGGCCACUGUGCCCAGCCUGACUCUGUCUCCUAAGAGUCAGCGACAUGGGGGAGCAGGGUCCCAACCAGCGCUUCACCAGCCACUCCCGUGCACCCUGGCUUUCCGCAGUCCCCUCUCGCCCCACACCACACACAUAUGGUUGGACCCAUGAUUCUCCUGGCGCUGUGAGGUGGAAGAGGGUAGGGAACCAUUUGUUAUUAAAUGGCUAGAGUUUUGCAGCCAAUUAUAUUCUGUUCAUGAGCCUUCUUGGAGUUGGAGAAGGGCACCUAAUGCCCUGUGCUCCAGGCUGGACCAGCCUGGGUAUUUACCGAGAUGGGCCUGACUGGUCACUGCUCAGUGCUGUCUGGAUGUCCAAGGACCCCUUUGGGUGCCAGAAGAUAGGUGCAGUGGUUCUGGGCUUGGGCUCUGAAGUCAGUCUGCCCUGGGUUCACAGUCCAGCCCAGAUACGUUUCCUCUGUGGACCUGCUUCCUCGUGUCUAAAUUAGGGGUAGAAAUUCUGAAAGCUGCCUCCCAGUGAUGUGUGAAGGUGUUCGUGAUAAUGUUAUGCAGACUCCCAUAGUGUCAGGUGUCUAGUAAAAUGCUCAGUAAACAGCUGUGACUGUCGUCACUUCUGCUUGUCAGCCCAGAAGGUAAGAGCCAGUGUCUGAAGGAUCUGGGGUGUCUGAGUUGAGGGUACCAAGCUUUACCUGUGGGUUCCUCAGGAGGACCUUCGACUAAUUCUCAAUGUGGAUGUUACCAGCAGCCUGACUUAUCACCCUUGCUAGAUUAUCCUCACAGCAUCCCACCUAACCCAGGCAGUGUCCUUGCUGGGGCCCAAGGGGACAAGCCCUUACCUGGGACUGCUGGUGCUUCAUGGCAGAGCUAGGGCCAGAAGCCAGGGCUGGGGCCCCAGGGGACAAGCCCUUACCUGGGACUGCUGGUGCUUCAUGGCAGAGCUAGGGCCAGAAGCCAGGGCUUAAGAUGGUCACAGCCCCUCCCAAGUCGGGCAGGAAGUUUCUGAAUAGCUUCCCCCAGGGUGCCCCAAUGGGCUCACAGCUGUCAGGAUCAGGGGCCAGGGCAGAGAAGUAUGGUUUUGGUACUGGGCUCUACCUUCCCCAAAUUGCAUGUGAGGACCUUGCCCCUCACUGUACCCAGGUUCUGUAGACAUUUCCUGGGCAAUGGCUGCAGGCCCAAUCCGUGUAAAAGGAAGGCAAGAGCUUGGGCAGGGUCUGACCGAGGGAGCAGGGAACCCAGGGCCGCUGUGUAGGCUGGACCUUGCUGUGGGUGUAGGAGAGGGCUAUGUUCCCCUCUGGCAUUCUCAUGGUGGUGAGGAGGGACCACAGAGGCAGAGACAGGGUCAAGUCCUCUAGAGCCAAAGUCUGCCUGGGUGCGUGUGCAUCCCAGGGCCAUGGCAGGGGUGCCAGGGCAAGGCUGGAGAGCAGGCUCAUCAGAUAUGGAAAAAUCUGGCAGCCGUGCUGAUGUGGAAUUUUCUCCAUUCCAGAGUCGCCCAGUAAUGGCGGGGGCAGUGGGGCUCUGAUAUGGCCCAUGUCCCACUGGGUGGCCAGCUAUCUUUGCACUGCCCACAGCUGGAGCUGAGCAUUCCCCACUCCAGGCGGGCAUCAGUCUCCAUCCUUGGUCCUCUGGGGUGAAGGAAGGAAGCCCAGGACUGGAAAAGGGUGGAUCCUCUAAGGGGCACCUGCAUCCAUCCUGAUGGUGCUGUGCUCAGCCCUGAUGGGUGCCCUGGAGAGGUGGGGUCAGCUGAGACCUCCAAGUGGCUGACCAGUUGGAGAUGGGUCCCUUGCCUGAGCUUCCCUGGGAAAUUUUGGCAAUCCCCCCACCCCCCAUAUCCACAUUUUGAAAAGCAAAAGCGUAUGUCCCCAGCUUGCACUGCCUUUGGAGCGGGGGACCACACCUUCCAUUGGAUCUUCAGGGCUCUAGAGCCCCCAAUAAAAGUUUAGCAACUA